AGUCGGAGCUAGUAGUUUGGUCUACCAUUGCCGUUGCUGUCACUGAGCAGUAUGUUUCAAUUGUCUUCCUGUCACUGACUAUCCUCUAUUGUGUUUGUCAUCUGUGAUCGACUGUUACUUUUUUCGUUUAAACAUGGCUCCGUUUGUGCUGGAAAACGACGUCGAGGUGGGAGAAAGUCUCCCGCCUGCGACUGAGCACGCAGUAAGCGUCUCGCUACCGACAUGGCGGGCGAACGUAGGAUACGAAGAAGGCGAGGAGUGGGUCAUUAGCAAGAUGAAGACUGGAUAUCCCAGAUUCUUCAUACACAAAUCCAUUCAGCGUUUCGCAACAGCUAUAAUACAAAACCAUGGCCGAGAGGGCGAGGAAGCUAUGCUAUUUCCAACGCACUCCACCGCAUCGAGGUGUCGAGAGUUUUUUAUACGACAGGUACCAGACGUGGAUGCAUCCCAAGUUCGAAUCCUUGACCUAGUACCUGCAGCAGAAAAAGCACGUUCAGAGGAACUGGCUAUGAUAUCACCUAGGAUUUCGGUUGUGCUUUUUCCCCAGGAACAUUUCAAGAUUGCCAAAGCCUUCUGGCAGCAUUCUGGAGAUGGUGUGUCAAGCAGGAGGGCCGAAUACUGUCAUCACCUGUUCGACGAGGGCUUUCUGGUUGACGCUUCGAGCUUGAGUAAAGUAGCACGACUAUGCAAAGGCCCCAGACGCUAUCAGAAACAAACAUCGGUCGAUCUAGGUAGCACCAACGGUUCACUGGCUGGCGUGGGUGAUCCUCAGGAUCCCACUUCAUUUGUGGAAGAGAGGUUCGGACGUAAUCUGGAACUUUCAAAGACCAAGAACGCGAAGCUGGCGAUUCGUAGACGUAUUGCGGGAUCGCUGACUGCAGACGUUGCCUUGACGGAAGCGCUCGCCUUGGGAAAUGACGAUGCCAUGACCAGGCAGGUUGCUGAUUUCUCAGAAAAUGACGUUUACCUAUAUCCGACUGGAAUGAGCUCAAUUUUCAAUGCUCACAGGAACAUACUAGCAGCCAAGGGUCCACUCAAAGCAAUCGUUUAUGGAUUUCCCUACAUCGACACACUAAAGAUUACUGAGAAGUUCGGUGCUGGAUCUUUGUUCUACGGUUUUGGUUCCUCAGAAGAAUUGGAUGACCUGGAGAAGCGGCUAGAAGGCGGCGAGAGGUUUAUGGCUUUGUUCACAGAGUUUCCUGGGAACCCUCUGCUGAGAUCCCCAGAUCUCGAGCGUAUCCGCAAGCUCGCCGACAAGUACGACUUCUGUGUUGUUGUUGAUGAGACGAUCGGUAACUUCAUCAAUGUCAACGUGCUCCCCUAUGCAGACGUCGUAGUUAGUAGCCUUACGAAAGUCUUCAGUGGAGAUAGCAAUGUCAUGGGAGGAGGUCUUGUGCUGAACCCGAAAGCCCGGAACUACCAGCUGCUCAAGGGAAUCUGGGACCAAGACUACGUAGACAAUCACUGGGCCGAAGACAGCAUCUUCCUCGAGCGCAACAGCCGCGACUUCGUCUCACGGAUUGACCGCAUUGGCUCCAACGCCGAAGCCAUUUGCGAGGUCUUGAGUGCAGAUCCGCGUGUGAAGCAAGUAAACUAUCCCAAAACAAGUCCCACGCGCCCCUUCUACGACAAAUGCCGUAACCCCAACGGCGGCUACGGUGGUCUGCUCUCCGCAACGUUCCACACAAGACAAGCUGCCGUGGCAUUCUUCGACAACCUCGACACGGUCAAAGGCCCUAGUCUAGGCACAAACUUCACUUUGAGCUCGCCUUAUGUCAUCUUGGCGCAUUACGGAGAACUCGACUGGUGUGCGGAAUGGGGUGUUGAGGCGGAUUUGAUACGCUUCAGUGUUGGUCUAGAGGAGACAAGUAAAUUGGUGGACACUUUCAAGCGCGCGUUGGAUGCUAUACCGCAGUAGUGUUGAUAAUUUGAUGUUGAAUCUCAGCCCGCACAUUGCGGAAUUGGUUGAAUCGAUGAUUGCAAUGUUCCCUGCCACUUCAUGUGUUGGAUCUUGGGUAUCUCGUCCAUUGUUAGAUCAUAGGUCUGCAUGAUACUUCACU
Molecule: messenger RNA, 2060 nt
Organism: Dothidotthia symphoricarpi CBS 119687
Lineage: Eukaryota; Fungi; Ascomycota; Dothideomycetes; Pleosporales; Dothidotthiaceae
Product: cystathionine gamma-synthase-like protein
Exons: 7
Coding region: 134-1918 (594 amino acids)
Biological process (GO): transsulfuration
Molecular function (GO): pyridoxal phosphate binding; cystathionine gamma-synthase activity
Source: RefSeq, a predicted model, not a curated record